AUGCUUUCUCGAAUAGCAUUGCUCGAACCUGGAGCAAACCGUUCUCUUGCGGUCAUUGCCCGACACAAGCCAAAUGUCGAAAUGAGGCAAAGAUACCUCAUGAUACGGUCCUUUUUCACGUCGAUAGAUCGCGCAAAACCCCAAUCGCUGCAUGCAAUAACAAGGCAUGCAAAACCAAAGGCCUUCAGCCCGAUAUCACUCUCAAGACGUGCAUUUAUGUCAUCUCAGAUCACUAGAUCCACCAACGAUACCCAAAGCAAAACUGCGUCCAAUGACGCGCAAACCCCUGCCGCACACGACAAGCAUCCCGGCACCUCGCAGCUCAAAGAUCAAGACAAACACGGUACUUUGCAUACAACCGACUAUCCAUCCUAUGUCAAACGUCUUACCUCUUCUCUUCCUCCAUUGCAUCGACCUACCAAGGACGAAAUGUUGGCAUUGGCCAAUGGAUUCUGGGAGCGACUGAGGAUACGAUUCAAAUGGUUUACGAUACGUGGCUUUAGAAAAUUCAACACGGACGAUAUGUCGGCAUUCCUCAGCUGGAUCGUCUUUGGGCAAGCUGUUUGGAUUCUGUUGGGCACAACUACAUUCUUCUCUGUGGUGUUUGCAACCUUUAACAGCCUUCGUAUGCAAGAAUUUGUCGCGCGAAAGAUUAGCGAUUACCUUACGAGAGAGACGGGCUGGACAGUCGUUUUCGAAUCCGCUAUUGUUCCGAAAUGGAAGGACGGCAAGAUAUCCUUCAAGAAAACAUACAUCUCUCGUCACCCUGAUCUCACCUCUCAUUUGUCACAAGAUGCGCCGAAGUCUCCAGAUUCAGCUAGUCAUCCUGCACAUACCGCGGCCACUAGAUUGGACGUUCAUCACCCUACCAUUCACCAUUCUGGAGAGGACGAUAUCGAACAUUUUGUCGCUCCACGGACGCUCGAGAUUGAGAGUAUCGAUGAACUGACACCGGACCAACGAAUCACCACAUUUGAUUUAGAGGUCGAUUCUGUCGACGUCGAGCUCUCACUGAGUCGUUGGCUUGAUGGCAAAGGGCUCGUUCAAAAUGCGACCAUUAAAGGUGUUCGCGGUGUAGUUGACCGACGCUUGAUAUCUAUGGAUACGGACGAUUUAGAUCCUGCAUCAUUCCGCCAUCCUAAUCCCGGGUUUGAAUUGGAAUCUCUCCAGCUAGAAGAUGUGCUCGUCACCGUCUAUCAACCAAACUUUCGUCCGUAUAUGGCCAGCAUCUUUCAAGCCGACUUCCGACUUUUACGAAAGCAGUGGCUAUUCUACGACCUUCUUUCGGCCAAAAGUAUUGUUGGGCAGUUCGAUAACUGUCUCUUUAGUCUGCAUGAGCCACAGAGCAUUGGGAGAACGAUGGCGGAAGACCUCAAGGAUACCCAGUGGAAACGAAUGUCAAGGUUCCGUAUUGAUGGUGUAAAUAUCGAUCACCUGCAAGCUGCUACCGGUAGUAGUGCCGGCCCGAUCUCUUGGAUUACUUCGGGAAAAGUUGACGCCGUGCUCGACAUCAAGUUUCCGCGCGAUGCGUCUGGAGAAGUGGACAUCUCGUCCCUCAUAAACGAGAUUGCCCACAACAUCUCCGUAGCCACAUCAUCUGGCGAGAGCACGCCUACCGAUGUCGCUAUGAGGCAUAUGUCUCUCUCAGAUCGUAUUCCGGGUCAACGCGAGUUGGCUAAGCCUGCAUUACGCUCACCAGAUGGGGAACUCGAACGAGAAGAAAGCAAGACGAAGCUUGGUGUCGGUAGCGAGGUUGUUAUUGACAUUGACCUUCGCUUCCGGGACCUCAAAGCCGCAGUACCCAUAUUCACAAAGGAUCUCUCUUACGCCAACAAUGCCCUCGUACGGCCUAUUGUUGCAUUCAUAAACGCAAACCGAACGUUGAUCCCAAUCCACUGUACGGUAGUCAAAGAGCUCUCCGAGUUUGAUGGAUCGUGGACAGCAUGGGAAACGGGACUCACCGAUGCCAUCGCGCUGCAGGUCUAUGGAGCAUUGGCAUACCAUGUUACCAAGAUGAAUAUGAACCGACGUAUCAAGGCGGUCAGCUCUUGGUCCCUCACAAUGGCAUCACAAGCCGUCAUUUCUGCAUUACGAAACAUUGUCGACCCAAUUUCUGCACAGUUGCGAGAAUCCUCAUCGGACGAAAAUCUCUACUUUGGAUAG
Molecule: messenger RNA, 2163 nt
Organism: Serendipita indica DSM 11827
Lineage: Eukaryota; Fungi; Basidiomycota; Agaricomycetes; Sebacinales; Serendipitaceae
Source: the annotation of a GenBank genome assembly